AUGGCUCUCCAGUUUGGAAGAACUUUAGACAACACAAGGAAACUCAAGGUAAGGAUUCUAACAUAUGAGCACGAAUUUACGGGAAAAAAGAUGAAUUACCUGUAUGUGAUCUGAUUUUUUCGAGGAACUGUUUUGUAUUAGGGUAAAUGAUUGUUCUUAGUCAAUACUCGAUAAAAAUGAAGAAAAUUUAGGAGAACAUAUCAGAUUAAUACUUUUUACAUUGAAAAUGCACAUCAACCACCGAGACAUCCCGCCCUGACGGAGAUAAAGAAAGAAACUAUUUUCUGAAUUUUCUCCCUUGGAUUCUAGAACUCUCAGAAAGCUCCUCGUGUGUUAAUUAUUGGAGGCGGAGUUGUUGGAAUGACCAGUGCUCUGCAGUUGUUGAAUAAAGGGUAAGUUGAAAAUUAGACUAAAUUUUUUCCGGCUAUUAAAAGAUUAUACAAGAUCAGCGACAAAAGCGGAAAGUGAAAGCCCAAUCAUGCGAGGCACAUGCGACAUUUCCGCGAACUUUUGCGGCUUUCAUGUUACGAAAGCUUGGUUCCUGAUUUUUCGGCAAAAACGCGACAAAAUUUGUCCCUGCAGCCAUCACUGACAACAUGAAGCACAGUGCUCAGAAUAAGAAAAAUAUUUAUAAAUGCUACUGGCUUUGUGCAAUUCGCACAGCUAUUUAGGAUGAUUUCUAAGAUCUCAAAACAGGCUGGUGAAUACGGCUACAGCUAAUUUUCAAGUGGAAAAAAGCCAGCGUUCAAAUCCGAUUACGAAAUACUGCCAUUCCAUUUCUUGCAAAGUAUUCUCAUAGUGGAAAAAAAUGAAGUAAAUCCACAUUUUAUACAAACAGAAUUUGGUUUUAAACCUGUCCACUCUUAGACAGUAAAUAGGGACGAUUCUUUAGGCGGCUUUUUUUAAAUAAAGAUGCAAUGAAAAUCUUCUUUAAUGUUGUUAAAUCAUUCAUCGUUCAUAGGUACAAAGUGACAGUUUUAGCAAAGGAGUACGCCUCCCCAGUCUCCUCUGGUAAACGCAUCACUUCUGAGAUCGCUGGCGCUCUAUGGGAGUGGCCUCCAGCGGUCUGUGGGCGACACACAAAUGAAAAGUCACUGGAGAGAGCCAAGGUUUGGUGCAUGGAUGGCUAUGCCAAGUUCAUGGAGUUGGCUAUGAACUCGAAGGAAACUGGAGCUUUCCUCAGACAAUCUAUAUUCUACUUUAAGGACAAGGUAACUCCACAUUUGCCGCAUAUUCUUAUCCGUCGUAUCGUCUUGUUAUUAUUGUUACUAUUAGACUCUGAUAAAUCUGAAUAGUUCUCUCGAUCUUACUCUUUCUCUCUCUUUCUUUAGGUGAAUAAUCUGCCUCAACAGUUAGAAAAGAUGAAUGAGCUCAAUCAUUUGCCAGGAUUUCGCCAUGACGUCAAACUCAUCGAUGAAACUGGUAAGUUAGAUCAUAGCAAACAUUCUCUCACUGUUCUCAAUCUUUUUUUUCAAACGAAGUAGAUAUGCAAGGCAUCUAAACAGACCAUUUAAUUAAUCGGGCGCUUUUUUUCUCCUUCAGGUGUGAACACAGACACUGGUGUUGUGGACGCAUAUCAACAUAUGGCUCCCAUGGUUGACACAGUCACCUACAUGCAGUGGCUUUACAAACAGUGUCGUGACAAAGGCUGUCGCUUUGUACACGAUGAGAUUCACGGAUUGUUGAGGGAUCAGGCAGAAGACUUGAAAAAGAAAUACAAAGCUCAGCUGAUCUUCAACUGCUCUGGACUUAGCGCCAAAGAACUGGCAGGAGACGAAGAUGUCUACCCCCUAAGAGGUAAAUAACUUGUGUAUGUCCUACUAAAUCAUAUAUGUUGGGCAUCCUAUGUGGGCCGAUUGUAAUUGAUAAGAAUUGGGUUUUGGCCUCGAUUACUGAUAACUCUUUACAUUUUGUCAUUCCAGGGGUGAUUCUUAAAGUGAGAAACGACGGAAGUUUGAUGCCAAAACUCAAUCACUCCAUGUGCAUCUCUAUAAUCAAGGAGUUCGACGAGUCAGAUAAGGAAGGACAAAGCUUCGUGUUCAUUCUGCCGAGAGGUGACGACAAAUUGUGGCUGGGUGGAAUGGUACAACCUCAUCAGUGGGACAGAGAUCUGACACUUGAUUAUCCACCAAUCAGAAAGAUGUUUGAGAAAGUAAAGGAGUUCUAUCCACCCCUCCGUAACUAUGGAGACGAUGAUGUAGAGGAAGUGUUGGUAGGCCUGCGUCCUGCUCGCCAUGGUAACGUUCGUCUGGAGUGGGAUCCUGUGUGUCCUUCUCUUCUGCACAACUAUGGACAUGGGGGCUCGGGUGUGACUUUCUCAUGGGGCUGUGCUAUUGAAGCCAGUGCUAUGGUGGAUCGUGUUUUUAAAAGACCACAGAUUUAUCUUUCAAAGCUUUGA
Messenger RNA from Pocillopora meandrina, 2398 nucleotides. Lineage: Eukaryota; Metazoa; Cnidaria; Anthozoa; Scleractinia; Pocilloporidae. The record is from the annotation of a GenBank genome assembly.